This is a messenger RNA of Lottia gigantea (owl limpet), 441 nucleotides long. RefSeq lists its product as hypothetical. NCBI's taxonomy places the organism in Eukaryota, Metazoa, Mollusca, Gastropoda, Lottiidae. The transcript is spliced from 2 exons. The record is from RefSeq and is a predicted model, not a curated record. Bases 1 to 441 code for a protein of 146 amino acids.
AUGAGUAAAAGACAAACUUUACAAAUUCUUGAUUUUGAUGAGGUUUCACCACAACCAAAAAUGUAUGAAGCCAGUGAAAUGAAAAGGAACUUAACCCGUGAUUUUGAUCUACCAUGGUUUAUUAAGAAUUCCGAAGAAUCCAUCACAGCUGAUGACAGUGUUUCGCAAGUUAUCGAAAAUCAAACAAGACUGGAUAUUGUAACUAUUCAGACUAAAAUAGACCAGUGUAAAGAAAGACAGGAAAUUGAAAUGGCUAAACUUAAAAUUCAGAAACAAGAAGAAUUGUUAGCUUUAAAAAUGGAAUUGGCAUUAGCAAAUGCAAAACUUGACAUUGAAUCUGAAUGUGGCAGUCAUAUUAGUCAAUCAAAUUUUGCCAGUAGAUUCCAAAAAAGCAAACCCAAAGAAAAUCGACCGAAAAAUACGACUUCUAGAGCCGAUUAA